AUGGGUGGUCAUGAAGAGGUACACGCAGUGCGCCAGUCAAUCAGGCGCACAUCAAUGCCACAAGCAAAUCCAAAGGCAAGCAAGAAAACAUGUGGAUACUGUGGGCAACAACGUGUGAAAGGAAAAUGCCCAGCUUAUGGCCACGAAUGCACAGCAUGUGGAAAGAAGAAUCACUAUGCUGGGGUGUGUCGAAGCACGGAAAGGACCACAGUCAACUGGACUGAGCAGGAGAGUGAUGGGGAAUCAGAACACCUGAUGACCCUAACACUAACGGAAGAGAUUAAUGCAGUGCAGAACUCAGUUUUCCCAAGACAGCUGUUUGCAUACAUAGAAGUGGAAGGCCAACGAGUGCGGUUCCAACUGGAUUUGGGGGCAUCAUGCAAUGUUAUUCGACGACAAGAUUUGGUACCCACAGUGGUCCUUGAGAAGACAAACCAAAUGCUGUGCCUCUACAACCGGAGUCAACUAAGACCAUUGGGCAAGUGUUUGGUCAAUAUGAACAACCCAAAAACAGGUAGAAAAUACAAAGCCAACUUUGUUGUUGUGGACGAUGCCUCCACAUCACUUUUGGGAGCUAGGUCGAUACAACAGAUAGAUCUGGUGAGGAUACAGCACGAGAACAUUAUGGCGGCAACCCUUCAAGCUCGGUGUCAGGACAACGUUGACAGUACAAAUACUCACAUGACUGGUCAGAACGUUAGUGAAAAGCCGGUUCAAGUACCUGAUCUCCUACAGACGUAUAAAGACGUGUUUGAUGGCUCUUUGGGAUGUCUGGGGAAACCACUUCAUUACAACAUUGAGGAAUCAGUAACUCCGGUGCAAAUACCCACGCGAAAGGUUCCCAUUGCACUUAGGCAACAUUUGGAAGCGAAACUGAAGGGCCUGGCGAGUUUGGGAGUGCUAGAGCCGGUUGAGGGACCUACAGACUGGAUAUCCAGUCUAGUCGUGGUGCGCAAGCCCAACGGCACCCUGCGCAUCUGCCUGUAUCCUAAGCCCCUCAACAGGGCACUCAAACGUAGCCAUUAUCCUAUGCCAACGAUAGAGGAUCUGAUACCCCAGCUCUCCAAGGCUAAGAUCAUGAGUCAAGUCUUCUCACAACCUUUGGAACGCCAUUUGGUACGUUCCGAUGGAAAAGAAUGCCCUUCGGCAUCAGCCCAGCGCCGGAACGUUUCCAACGCCGCCUCCAAUCAGCCAUUCGAUGACCUACCAGGAGUAUACACGAUUGCGGAUGACGUGCUGAUAGUGGGUGAAGGCGAUACCCACGAGACAGCGUGCCAGGAUCAUGACAAGAAAUUGGCCAGUUUUUUGGAUCGAUGUCGAGUGCGCGGCAUCAGGCUCAAUCGAAACAAAAUCAAGUUACGACUUGCUGAGGUCAAAUACAUGGGUCAUAUCCUUACUCUCAACGGGUUAAAGGCUGAUCCGGACAAAUUGAAAGCUAUACUGAAAAUGAAGAACCCCACUGAUGUGGCUGGAGUGCAGCGUUUAAUUGACAUGAUGGAUGUCACCCUCCAGUGCGACGCGUCAGAGAAGGGUCUGGGUGCUUCUCUUAUGCAACAAGGACAACCGGUUGCCUAUGCUUCGCGCGUGCUAACAGACACCGAAACACGCUAUGCGCAAAUAGAGAAAGAACUGCUGGCCAUCGUAUUCGGAGUCACAAAAUUCCACCACUACGCGUAUGGCCGCCGUGUGACGAUUGAGAGUGACCACAAACCCUUGGAAGUGAUUGUACAAAGCCGAUCCAUUCUGCGCCGAAGCGUCUUCAAAGGAUGCUGGGUCAAAGCAAUCAUUUCCCCCUCCACAAACGGGUGUGAAUCCAUCAAUCGGUUGCAGUCAGUUUUCGAGCGGAAGCUUGAAUUUGUAAACCUCUCCCAGCAUCUACCAAUCUCCGAAGCCAGACAAGGAGAAAUUCAGGUGGCUACAGAACAAGAUGAAUGUCUGCAAGACGUCAAGCAGCUCGUUAUGCGAGGAUGGCCACAAAGCAAGACGCAGGUACCGCGGACAGUGGCACCUUAUUUUCCUUGGCGCGACGGGAUCGGAGUACAAAACGGCGUACUAUUUCGCGGAGAGCGAAUUAUAGUCCCUGGUGCGAUUCGUCAGAAAAUUAUGACCGCCCUUCAUUCUUCUCACAUCGGCAUUAAUGGUAGCCUACGACGAGCACGCGAGCUGUUCGACUGGCCCGGGAUGAAUGACCAAGUAAAGACGUUCAUUCAGCGAUGUGCUACAUGUCGUGAAGUAGAUCCAGCUCAGCCGAAACUGACUCUCAUCCCGCAUACCGUUCCAUCUCGACCAUGGGCGAAAGUAGCCGUCGAUCUCUUCGUCGUUGACAGGUAUGACUAUAUGGUCACGGUUGACUACAUGAGCAAUUUUUGGGAAGUAGACAGGUUGGACAGCCUCACUUCUCAAAGCAUCAUCCAGAAACUGAAACCGCAUUUUUGCACGGCAUGGCAUACCGGAUACAGUAAUGUCGGACAAUGGGCCCCAGUUUGUUUCAGGAGAGUUUAG
Corticium candelabrum is the source of this 2502-nucleotide messenger RNA. RefSeq lists its product as uncharacterized. The record is from RefSeq and is a predicted model, not a curated record. The coding region runs from base 1 to 2502 and encodes 833 amino acids. The transcript is spliced from 4 exons. NCBI's taxonomy places the organism in Eukaryota, Metazoa, Porifera, Homoscleromorpha, Homosclerophorida, Plakinidae.